Molecule: messenger RNA, 1533 nt
Organism: Penicillium waksmanii
Lineage: Eukaryota; Fungi; Ascomycota; Eurotiomycetes; Eurotiales; Aspergillaceae
Exons: 5
Coding region: 1-1533 (510 amino acids)
Molecular function (GO): heme binding; monooxygenase activity; iron ion binding
Source: RefSeq, a predicted model, not a curated record
AUGUCUACUGCAAAAGAACGUCUCGUUCUUCUGGUCCCUUCUACCAUUGUCGAGACUCUCCUCAUCAUGUCCAUUGGUAUAACCAUGAACCGACCAGCGACUAUUUUUGCUUACGCAUUAUCGGUCAAUUUUGUCUUAAUGUUUAUAUGGAAUGUUUUCAUAUGGCCAUUCUUCCUAAACCCAUUGAGGCACUUGCCAACUGUACACGGUCCUCUGAUUGGUGCGAAGGUGUUUCUGCGCCAUCCUCGUGGCAAGAUUGCUGUCGAAUGGCUACGAACUAUACCUAACGAAGGCCUUAUUCACUUCCGCGAGGCCUUGAACUUUAGCUUUUUGGUCGCCACCAACCACCGAGCAUUGAUGGAUGUCUUGCAUACGAACAGUUAUGACUUCGUGAAGCCUCCAGGUGGUCGGGCUUUCCUUGCCCGUGGCUUGGGUUAUGGGCUCAUUCUCUCUGAAGGAGAUGUGCAUCGUGCGCAGCGCAAGGCCGUCACCCCAGCUUUCACAAUCAAGAAUAUCCGCAGCAUGUACCCCUUGAUGUGGAGCAAGACCCAAAUGUUUCUUUCUCAGUUGGAGAAGGCAAUCAGACUUGACCCUGCGCCUGGCGAAAAGUCAGGACAGGCUGGGUUUGUUGAAAUCGGUGGAUGGGCAAAUCGCUUGACUUUGGAUAUAAUUGGCCCUGCGGCCAUCGGACGAGACUUUCAGUCACUUGAGAACGAAAACGACCCUAUAUCGCAAAACUUUACAGCAAUUUUAAAGCCAUCUGUUGAUUUACUGUUCUUGUUUGCGGUGUCUAUCAUAUUGCCUCAGUGGCUUGUGAAAAGCAUCCCCUGCAAAGCAAAUAUUGUGCUUCCGCGCAAGGUAGGCUAUUUGCGAACGGUAUUUCACGACAUUCUUCAAGAAAAGAGAAAACAGCUUGCCUUGGAGAAAAACCAGGAUAAGAACAUCGAAGGUGACAUUUUGGGUACAAUGAUGCGAGGUGGAGAGUUCACCGAUAACGAACUGGUGGAUCAAAUGCUCACAAUUCUAGCAGCUGGGCAUGAGACGACGGCCGGUGCUCUCACUUGGUGCUGUUACCACCUCAGCAUCGAGCCGCACAUCCAAGACCAUCUCCGACAGGAAAUCCGCGAUACGAUUCCUUCUCCAGAUGCUUCCGUUUCAUGGCAAGAUCUUGAAGGAAUGCCCUAUCUCAACGGCGCCGUCAACCGCAGCUACGAAUUCUGGGGCGAGAACGCAGACCAGUUCCUUCCGGAGCGAUGGAUCGACACUGACUCCGAGACAGGAAAAAAGUCUCCGAACAAGCACGGUGGUGCGUCGACGAAUUUUGCUCAGAUUACGUUUCUCCAUGGGCCACGCGCGUGCAUCGGCAAGGAUUUUGCGAAGGCAGAAUUUCGAUGUGCGGUCGCGGGCCUUUUUGGGAAGUAUCAACUUCAAUUGAAAGAGCCCGAGCAGAAGAUUACAUAUGGGGGAACUCUGACGAGUCAGCCUAUUGAGGGUAUGCAUUUGAAGUUGACCAAAUUGGAAGGCUGGGAGUAG